Messenger RNA from Pyricularia pennisetigena, 633 nucleotides. RefSeq lists its product as uncharacterized. Gene Ontology annotation, molecular function: catalytic activity. The record is from RefSeq and is a predicted model, not a curated record. The annotation marks the transcript as partial. The transcript has a single exon. Gene Ontology annotation, biological process: nucleoside metabolic process. NCBI's taxonomy places the organism in Eukaryota, Fungi, Ascomycota, Sordariomycetes, Magnaporthales, Pyriculariaceae.
CAAAGACGGAAAGGAACUCGGUUUACCGCCAUUCUGAACGAAGCGAUACAGCUCUAUCCACGUUUGGCAGAACCAGACUUGGAUGAUGCUGCUUUUGUCUAUCAAGGAGCCCAAAACGACCGUCUUUUCGAAGCAUCCUCGGAGCACAUUCAGCACCCUAGUCAACAAGUCAGUCCUCCGAAGGCCAUAGCUCCACAGGACCCCAGCCAUCAGAUUAUAAGCCAAGCCCGAGCCUGCGCGCAUUGCGAUUCUCGGAAAGAAGUAAAGAGACCAGAAAGACGGUCCACCGAGCCCAGGAUCCAUUAUGGCCUCAUUGCUUCCGGCAACUGCGUCGUUAAAGACGGCAUUGCUCGGGAUCAAAUAGCGCUGAACCUCGGGGACAGGUGUAUUUGCUUCGAAAUGGAAGCAGCUGGUCUUAUGGAUAAUUUUCCAUGCCUUGUGAUCCGCGGAAUCUGUGAUUAUGCGGACACCCAUAAAAAUGAUCGGUGGCAAAAUUAUGCAGCAAUCACAGCUGCUGCAUAUGCCAAGGAGCUGCUGCAGGUUCUUGAGGGCGAGAAUGUGGAAGGAGCGCGGAGAAUGGACGAAAUAAUGGGAAAUGGUCAGUACUUUAUGUCGACUCAAAGUAUUACGUAA